UAUAUAUAAAAUAAAUAGUUCUUUAUACAGCAAAUAUUUUAUGCGGUUCGAGUUGAAGUUAUGUCACCGAUCUGGGGAAAUUUUCUUGAAAAUUAAAUGAAUGGGCACAAUCACCUAUCUUCUAAUCAUACUUUUUAAGGUUAUACAGUUUUUUCUUGUUUUUUUUCUAUUUCAAGGAUUUCUUGUGAAAUUCACGUAAUAUAAUGAAUGAAAAAAGUGUAAGAUCAUCAAAUUUUUCUUCUGAUAAAAAUACAUCUAAAACCUUGACAAAAAUUUAAAAACGUUAAUGAAAACUAAGAAACGGACAAGCAUACAAAUCAAGAAAAAACACUUUUUAAACAUUUGUAAUCUACAUAUCAUGGCAGAAGUAGAAGUGGUUGCAAAAUACUGUAUGGAAUGAAUCCGAUAUCAUGGUUUUCAAAGAAGCAAAACUGUCUAGCAUUAUCUACGACAGAAGCUAAAUGUGUGGCAGCGGCAGUGGACAAUGAAAAGCCGUUUUGAAGUUAAUAUUCAGAUUUUGAACACGACGAUUUCGGAACACACUCUUAAUCAGGGCUGCUCUCUAGAUCUAGUAACUUUUAGUGGUAUGAUUCAGGUUUUUCAAAUUACUCCUCCUAGUUUAAAAACAAGGUAUAGAUCUGCUCAAGACCUAUUGAAUAUAAAGGGUAUUUUGAGUGAUUUUAAUAUUACUAUCGGCUCAGUUCUUUAUUGUGAUAAUAAAAGUUCUAUUUUAAUGUCAAAGACCAAUUCUAAGAGAGCUAAGCACAUGGAUAUUAAGAAUCAUUUUUUAAAAGACUUAGUUACGAAAAAAGAAAUUUUUGUAAGUUAUGUGUCAACAGAACAAAAUUUAGCUGAUAUAUUAACUAAACUUUUAGUUAAGGAUACUUUCAUUUACUUAAGAGGAAAAGUAAGUGCAGUCUAAGUUUUGUUUGCUAAGUAGUUAAGUUGCGAUUUCAUGUAUCAUUGUAUAAAACAUUUUAAUCGAGGAGGAGUGUUAGUUGGUGAAAUGUUAGCAGCCAACUUCAUGUAUGUCAUAUGUCUGUUUUCGCUGUAAAUGAUAUGUAAUGCAGCAAGCAUAUUUUUCUUUAUAUAAACAAAAUAUUUAAACUUCAAGAAAGUAAUCAUUAUUUCAAUGCAAGAAGGCUCUUCCAAGUAAUAAUCAAUCAAAUAUGUGCUUUAGUCAAUUUUUUUCUAUGAAAAGAGUUACUUCUAAUCAAACCGUUGACAUGAGCUCUAGAACUUAAUGAAAUAAUGUUGAAAUACUCUUCAAAGAUCUUUUAAUUGGAAAAAAAGAAUUCUUUGCUUAUUAUAAUGAACUGUAUAAUGGAGUAUAUGGUGGUGAAAUCCUUAAAUUAACCAAAACAUAUAUUUGUCAUAUUGUCCAAACUGGAAAACCCAAUAUAGGUUACUAUGAUGAAUCAAUAUGUGGAAGACCUUUAGGAAUAAAAUUUCAUAUUGAGUUGUUAUAUGUCGUUGAUGCAUACUAUAGAAUUUUGACAGCACACGUUCAUAGUGGAAAGUCUGAAGUGAAAAAAGUUUUUAAAUAAAUGGUUCAAUGGAAUAACAGUAGCUUAAAAUGGUGAUAUAUACUAGACCAAUACCUCAACUGAUUUAGAAAAUUAUGUCUUUGAAUUCUUAUCUUAUCCAUUUGACAGGUAAGAGAACACAUAUUUCAUCCAAAAUGUUUUUACAUUUAUUAUUGUUUGGUACCAAACUUGAUCAUAGUUUUAGUCCCAGACGAUCAAUACAUAAGUAUUCGAAAGUUCGGAAUAUAUAUUAGAGUUGGCAUACUUCAGUGUUUAAUUUUGCCACAUUUCCAGUACAAUAAUGCUUAUAUAUAUAGAAUUGUAACGAAGUCUUUGCCAGCUGAAGUAUGAACGUGGAAAUGAAACACAUGAUAGGCUGAAAAACACCUAACAGAUUCUACGAAAUGACGUAGAAAAAAUUAUACAAGAAUUCAAGAUUAUAAAAUCAGACUUUUUAUGGAUUUUUUCCAACAUUUCUGGAGUCGUCAUUCUGCUAUUCAAUAUUUUAUUGUUGAUAGGAGCAGUUGCACCCAGAGUAGAAUCAAGUUCAGCUUUUAUAUUGGUUAGGCUAAUAGUCUAGUGAUCACAGCUCUUGACCCACGAAAAUUGUCGCUGAUUUUCUGGAUUUAGGUAGUUCUGAGGGUGCUUUAUCGAUACAGUGAAAGUUAAUAUCAAAAUUUUGACCGCUAAGCGACAUAUUUUUGUUUAAAUUUUGAAAAUUUAGAAUUUUGCAAAUAACUCGAAAUCUAUGCCAAAUUUCGGAAAAAGUGAAAGAAUCAAAAAUGAAGUUUAAGAAAUUUUCUACAAAAAAGGUUCCCUAUGAUUUUUCCCUAAGAGCUGUCAUUUCUUUGUAAAACGCGCUCAAACUUCGGCUGAAGAAGAAACUGCUCGAAAAUUCAAAAUUUCGGUACCAAAGAAAGUUGUCAGCUAACCCUUGCUUGAGGUCGUCAAUUAGACGAUUAUCUGUAUAAUGAGACCAAUUAUAUCUUUGAACUCACUCUGUGAUAGGAAAAAAACUUCUUUUACUACAGUCAGAAGUUGUUGAAUAGCAGCCAUUUUCGCAAAAUAAUGAGAAAACUAAAGCAUACAUUUUGUAGUUGAGUUGUCGAGCUUCAAUUUCCUAUCCAAAUAAAUUCGUAAAACCUUCGGUUUACCAUCAAAAAUUUGAAAACUCGGCAAGAGCUCCAAAACGACAUUUUUUUCUUAAAUCUUUUUGCGAUUUUCGAGGGAUUGGUUUUAACGCAUCAUUCGGGGGGAAAUGAAAGCUUACGUAAUAUCCAUUACAAAAAAGAAACCUCUUUCUACCGGGAGAGUUUCUUCAUUACAUCAGCCGAAGAUUCUACGGAUGUAGAGGGCGCCGGCGCAGCAAAACAGACUGAUUCCUGCUGACUUAGGAGAAGAAGAAUUUUUUGACGGAGAGACCAGUCCUGCAGGAGAAAACAGUGAAGACCGAGCACGGAAUUCCACUUGGAAGAAAUGCUCGAGAGUGAUGAUGAAAUCGACUAGAUUCCUAUUGAUUUCUUAUAUUCGAUUUUUGAUACUUUCUUUAUUUUUGAUAAAUAUUUAAAUAAAGUUCUCACAAGACUAACGUUUUCAAGGAUUAUCCCUGUCCCACAAUUACAGCAAUCAAGAUUUUAGAAGAGGAUUUCUGGCAUUUUAGAGUUUUUUGUAGGUUAGGAAAAAAUCAUAUUUGAUGUUGAGAAUUGAUCAAUUGACAGCUGACUCGAACCCAACCCAACCUUGACCCUAUCCAACUUCACACUAUACUUUUGUUUUAUAUAGAGUCAAAGUUGGUAAUUAUGUAUUCUAAUGUAUUCUGAUUUUAUUAAAAAAGUAGUAGGCGAUAAGCACCUUUUGACAGUUUCAUGUAAUAGUGACACAAGCGAAAAGAAAGGCGAAAGAAAAACGUGCUCCGAAAUUGUUAUUCCGUUAUUAUUGUUAUUUGAACGCACUUUGAAAUCCUGUUCAAUAAAUCGAACAUUGAUCAAGAUUGGACUCAAUUUAUUUGCAACUACAAACCCAAAACCCACUGUAAAUGAAACAACAUUUGAGCUUCUUCGUAGGUAAUUUCCUGCUCGGCAUUUUUUUCAGAAAUGCACCGUUGAAAAAAUCCAGUAACACGGAAUUCGCUGUUUGUGAGAGUAAUUUUGGAGAUUGAGGAAAAAUCAUAGGGAACCUUUUUUGUAGGAAAUUUUUUGCACUACAUUUUUGAUCCCCUCACUUUUUUCGAAAUUUGGCAUAGAUUCCGAGUUAUUUGCACAAUUCGGAAUUUUAAAAAUAAACAAAAGUAUACCGCUUAGCGGCCAAAAUUUUGAUGUUAACUUUCACUGUAUCGAUAGAACACUCUCAGAACUACCAAAAUCUUGUCUAGGAAAUACUAAGAACGCGGUGUCUUCAAACAUGGUACAUUUGUUGUAUAGAUUAUGUACUUUUCAAUGCAGCGGUAUUUUUCAAACAACCUGGGAAUUGAGUUAUUUAAUUCACCCUAUUUUUUUUUUCAUUUAAGUAUAUACGAAACGCAAAAUUAGGAUUUUUAAUACAUAUGGAGCAAAGGGAGUUGUUAAUAAAUUGUAAAUUUAAAUUUUUUUGGUAUCCAUAUAUCAAAAAUUCCAAUUACAGUUCAAUGUAUAAUGAUGUGAUAAAUGCUGGUCUUAAUUCAGUCAGCGAUAAACAGAUAUAUAUAUCAGAUGAUAAAAUAAUGUAAAUAAAGUAUUGUUACUGCUGAGCAUAUGCUGUAACUUAAAAUAGAUACUGUAUUUUUGAAUUAUGGGAGGAUAUUAGGAAGGUACUCGAGAUAAAAGCAAUCUAACAAAAAAUAGAAAAAAAUAUUAUCAGAAUUAUAGCACAAUGAUAGAUGAUGUUACGAAAAAUGAGAUUUUCUCAUUAAUUGAGAAUGUGGCGGAAGAAAUGAAAAUUUCCAAAUAUGAAAUCAAGUUUUCGGUAGUGCCGCAUCACUUCGUAUACGGAGGUGGAGGAAUACUAGUGUCGGUCCAUAUAACUGGAACAGAUUACGAUGACAGACAACUUCAUAUGGAUUUGAGUAUAAAAAUGAGUGAAAAAACCUCCGAUGAUGAUUACGUUAGAACUGUAUUCAAAAGAGAAAUAUUUUUUCACAAGUUUAUAGUACCGUACUUGGUGAAGUUUUUGCAAAAAAAAUCACCGCCUGGUUCUUUUAAACUUUGUAUACCAUAUUGCUGUAGAACGUUCACCACUGAAGAUCGAGAUGUUUUGAUUUUUAAUAGGCUGCAGGAUUUAGGAUACAAACAGACUGUUGGACAAUUGGCUAUCGAUCAAAAUAUCAUAACUUCAGUUUUAAAGGCGUUAGCUACAUUCCACGCUGUUACAUAUUCGGCGCAAUUCGAAGAAUCCGGUGAAUUUUUGAGCAUUAUAAAUAAAUGGAAGCCCGAUAUAAAAGAUGUAUUCUUGCUGUCAAAUAUGGAAAAUAAGUUAAAAACUGGUUUGAAAAUGACAUUAGAUAUGUUGAUGGAAGAAAACAGGUAUGAUAUACGAGAUAAACUAUUAAAAGACAUCCAAAAAGGUACUUUAUCUAUCAUCGAAGACAUUCUCUCUAACGUACCUACCGAAACGGUAAUUACUCACGGAGAUGUCUGGUUACAUAAUGUUUUUGUUCUAUUCGAGAAAAACAAUCCGACAAUUGCUAAAGACGUGAAAAUUAUUUACUGGCAUUUGACAACUCUUCAUUCCCCCGUGUUAGAUCUGGGAUAUUUCUUCUACUUGAGUUCCUCCGAGAAUAUAAACACAAAUUACGAAAAAUAUGUGGAAUAUUAUUAUAGCGAAUUCGCUGAAGUAUUAGUAAGACUUGGUACAGAUCCCGCUAAAUUUCCUUUUUUAACUUUACUGCACCAUUUGGAAAAUUACUCUUUAAUGCCUUUAGUGAUUGCUCUCGGAGGGAUACCUUUAAUAAUUCUCUACGAUGAAAUGAAAGUUGAUGUUGAAGAAUACGAAACGAUGCAGUAUGCAAACCUUCAAGGAAAUGUUAAGAAUCUUAUUAAGAAGAAGUUACUUGGAAUCCUGGAGCUACAUUAUAAAUAUUAUGGAGAAUAAUACAGCAAUUUUUUCAAUAA
Messenger RNA from Diorhabda sublineata, 5611 nucleotides. RefSeq lists its product as uncharacterized. The record is from RefSeq and is a predicted model, not a curated record. The coding region runs from base 4374 to 5591 and encodes 405 amino acids. NCBI's taxonomy places the organism in Eukaryota, Metazoa, Arthropoda, Insecta, Coleoptera, Chrysomelidae. The transcript has 2 exons.